UUCCUUGGUCUGUGCGGUUGUCUCAGAGACUCAGGCGGAAAGGCGGUGUUGGGUACCCGAGAGACCAGGCGGUUGGAAGUCACUUCCUCCCGGGGACGCUGUUGCAUAGCAACCGCUUUCCGCCUCCAUCUUUUGCCCCGCCUCCAGCUUAUUCCAAUACCUGGCUUCCCAGACCGCGAGGCCCGGGUCGGGGGCGACACCUAUGCUAAAGCAUAGCCGCUGGGUUCUCAGGUGGUCACAGGGGCCCGGGUGCACGGAGAGCGCCGUGGAUGCCGGAGGCACGGACCGUGCCACCAUCAGAGGUUGAAUGAAUUGUUUCAACUUUUUAUUAGCUGUUGUAUAAAAGUAGAGAAAAAGGAUAUACCAUGUCGGAUGAAAUCUUCAGCACAACUUUGGCCUAUACCAAGAGUCCAAAAGCUACCAAGAGAACUUCUUUUCAGGAUGAGCUGAUCAGAGCGAUUACAGCGCGGUCAGCGAGGCAGAGAAGUUCCGAAUACUCAGAUGACUUUGACAGUGACGAGAUUGUUUCUUUAGGUGAAUUUUCAGAUACCUCAACAGAUGAAAGUCUGGUUAGAAAAAAGAUAAAUGAUUUUCAUAUAUCUGACGAUGAGGAAAAAAUGUCUCCAAAACUGUCUUUUUUGAAAACCAAGAAAAUUAACAGGGAAAUAUCCAAAGAUGACCUGAACUCCGUCAUUCUGGACAGUGAAGGCUCAUCACCAGACACUCAAGAAGAUAUGACUGGAAAUUCCUUCCCCAAAUCUCAAAAUGAUGAUCAAGAAGUUAGCAGAGAAAUGAUUGCAAUGAAGCCUACACCUAGGAUGCUCCCUGUCAAACGAAGCACAUCUUCAGGGGAAAACAGCAACAGUUUUGAUGCAGAUGGCCACUUUAAGCCUUCGCCCCGGCCAAGGAGCAUGUUAAAAAAGAGCAGCCACACUGAGGAGGGAGUCAGACCAGGAGCUGAUAAAGAACAUUCCACAGGCGAAGACUCUGCUCCCACACCUUUCCUUCCAAGACAGAAUGGCACAGAGUUGCAAACUGAGGAAAAAAUGUACUCGGAAAACCUCGACCUUGAGGACUCACUCUUACAAAGUCUGACCUCAUCUUCCCUGAAAGAAAGCCCUGGAGGUUGCACAUCACCAGGAUCUCAGGAAAAGGCGCCCAAAAAAGAUCAUGAUGGGGAACCUACUGAAACCUGGGAUUCCUUGCUAUCAAAUGAAAAUGAAGGAAGUUCGGUUUUGGUGAACUGUGUUACUCCUGAACUUGAGCAGCCCAAGGAAGGUCAGGUGGCAGCUGACGACCUUGAGGAAGAAAGAGAGAAGGGUGGCUUUACAGAAGAUGACCUCACCACCACUGACCCACUGCUCUCCACGUCUCCGAGUGUCAUAACACCCACUGAGCCAGCCGAGCCAGCCAAGAAAACAAAUGAAGACAGAAACACAAAGAAUAAAAAGACAACGAAUAACAGAGUUUCCAGUGCCUCUGGCAGGCUGAUGACCUCUGAGUUUUUAAAGAGAUCCGGUCCCACAAAAAGAAGUCCGUCUGCAGCUACCUCCUCUCACUAUUUAGGGAGUUUGAAAGUCUUGGACCAGAAGCCACCACGGAAGCAGAGCCUAGAGCCAGACAAGGCUGAUCACAUAAGGGCAGCUGUUUAUCAGGAGUGGUUAGAAAAGAAAAAUGUGUAUUUACAUGAAAUGCACAGAAUAAAAAGAAUUGAAAGCGAAAACUUGAGGAUCCAAAAUGAACAGAAAAAAGCUGCUAAAAGAGAGGAAGCAUUGGCAUCAUUUGAGGCCUGGAAGGCUAUGAAAGAAAGAGAAGCAAAGAAAAUAGCUGCAAAAAAGAGGCUGGAGGAAAAGAACAAGAAGAAAACAGAAGAAGAAAACGCCGCGAGGAAAGACGAGGCCCUCCAAGCAUUUGAAAAAUGGAAAGAGAAAAAACUAGAAUACCUCAAAGAGAAGACCAGAAGAGAGAAAGAAUAUGAAAGAGCAAAGAAACAGAAAGAAGAAGAAGCAGUUGCUGAGAAAAAGAAAGACAGUUUAACUGCUUUUGAAAAAUGGACUGAGAAAAAGGAAGCUCUCCUCAAGCAAAAGGAAAAGGAGAAAAUAAAUGAGAAAAGGAAGGAAGAGCUGAAGCGAGUGGAGAAGAAAGACAAAGACAAGCAAGCCAUCAGUGAAUACGAAAAGUGGCUGGAAAAGAAAGAAAGACAAGAAAGAAUUGAACGGAGACAAAAGAAGCGCCACUCCUUCCUUGAAAGCGAGACACACCCACCAUGGAGCCCACCAAGCAGAACUGCGCCCUCAAAAGUAUUUUGACCUUUCUGGUUCUUGAUUUUUUUUUUCAGUUCACCAACUUUACUCAUGGAUUUAAGACCAGUCGUCUCAUUAUUUGUGGUUGGAAGACUCUGUUUCACUUCCCUGCGGGAGUUUCUGUGGAGCAUGAAAGAGAUACUUUGCAGUUUAAUCAGUGGAAAACAUUUUCUGAAGUGUCCUCAUCAGAUUGCUGGGACAAUCUAGAUGUAUGAAGCUUUAUCAUGUCCUGACUGUCCUAAAGUGGGGUGAUGUGUGGUCACUGAGUUCUGAGUCUCUUUAAAGCAUGUUUGAUCCCACUAAUGAAAGACUGCUGGCUAGAUGCACAAUCAUAGAGAUGAUUCAGGCUGUGGGGGCAUGUGCUUCUAGAAUGUAGUUUGGGCAUUGAAGGUCCCUGGAGGCUAUGGACGUGUUAUCUCUUCUAACUGCAGUUCUUUAGGUCAGAGAAGUAGCUUUGCUGUGCAAGUUAGAGACUCAGUCAGUGGAGGCCGCAGAACUCUAGUCAGUCACUCUAUUUGAGAGCUUUGCCUUAGGGUUUAAUCUCAGUGCGUUUUGCCCACUUGAGGCUUACCUGACAAUCGCAGCCACUUCUACAACAGGCUCGCUUCUGGAAUGUUCUUUCUAAAGCCCAUCUCAAUCUCUUUAUCAUUUGAUUGACACCAAAAAGCAUCAGUUUGAUGGUAGUGGUUUCUUAUAGAGUAGUUGUGAAAACUUCAAGGUGACUAUCAAAGUUUUUCUAGACAAAAGGUAAAAAGGUAAUGGAAAGUGACUCUCACUUUCUUAACUAAUUAAGAGUGGUUCAACCUGCAUAUCGAAGCGGUUGAAUAAGAAAGAAAAUUUGUAAAGAUAUUCAAGAUCAUUUAUAUUUAUUAUUUAUUUAUUUAUUUAUUUGACCUUUGUUUCUCCCUGUAUCAACUGGUCCUAUACUUGACUGGCCAUCUCUUAAAGCAGGCAAAUGGUUGGGAUGCUGCUGUAGGCAGGGAUGCAAUGCAGAGACAAUCAAUGGAAAACAUCGUUUCUACGGUUCUCUUAGCUCUUCUGUCAUCUCUGCUGGACUUUUAUAAAUGUGAUUUGUCAAUUUUGUUGCAACUGUUCAGGGUAGGUAUUAUUAGCUUUACUGUGCAGAUCAAAAGAUUGAGACUUAGAAAGUCCAAACUAACUUGCCGUACAGCUAACAUGUUGGGGGGGGGGGGGCACGUGACCAGAUCCCAACAUCUCUCUUGAAACCCAUGUGACUUUUUACCUUUUUGUUCAUCAACCUUGCAAAUGCUUGUCAAGUCAGGGAGUUAUUGGUGAUACAUGCUUCUUUCCUUACAUCUAUAAUAUGAAAUGAGGAUUCAUGGGAUUUAAGAUACUCAUCAAACAUGUGAUAGAUAUCAACAAAGCCAGCAACUUGUGUAAGACCCACUAAGCAGUAUUGAAUUGUGGGAUGUGCUCAAAACAGAAUGUCAUGAGCUGCUUCGAAGCUUCACGAAGCAGAUAGAAUCACAUCCAGGACAUCUACAGAUUAAAAAUACUGCCAGAAGUGGUCACAGAAAGAUUAUCAGCAGUGUGCUGUCUGUCUGGGAUUCAGGACUCACCUUUGUGUGGUUUCCUACAACUGCAAACAAUCAAGCCUACAAGAAUAUAAUGAUAAGGGUGUCUUGUACUGAAGUAAAUCAGAAGUGAUAAAAAGUUUGCACAUUGUAAGGAACUCACAGGAAAAUCAGACAAAGGUGUAGCUGCGUCCAGGGAUCAGAAACCCAAAGUGUUCGUGUUGUGAUUUCCCACCAGGUGUGUACUUCCACUCCCAGGCAACUUUCUACAGUGUUGUUUGUUACUGCUGUUAGCGUCUAACUAAAUCAUGUCAAAUGGCCGAUUUCAGUUAACUAAAGUAUUUGGGACAUAAGGACUCCCUAAAUUUUCAUCAUUACCAUUUAUUCACUGCAUCUCCCCACCACGGACAUAGGAUCAGUGUGGGAUGAGCAGAACAGUAGUCAUUUGGCAUAUAUUUUUAGCAUACAGAAGAGCUCAGUUUUCUGAUCCAUCUUUGAUGUACCAGUCACAGUCAAGCACUGUCUGGGACAGGACCCUCUGAGAAGACACCUCAAUACUGGUUUCUUGAGAUGGCCUCUGAAGAGAAUGAAGUGACAAAUGAAGAUGGGCCCAAUGGUCCCAAAUGCCAUUUCCUCAAAUGUGAUUUAGGAUGGGUAUAUUUACAGAGUAAGUAAUAGUUUUUCCCCCUACUUAACCCGUAUUCACCCUGUGUGAGAUUUAUAGUUAAAUAAGAUUAUCCUUUCUACUGCAGUCAAAAUAAAGCAGAGCUUUGUACAGGGGGUGAACAUCCAGUUCUGUAAUGUGUCGGUCUGAAUUACAGAGGGAAAAAACAAACCUGGUAAGAUAAUCCUAAUAUGUUUGCUUAUUUAAGAAAUAAGACUUUUUCUGUGUUUCCUUAAAAAGUACCAAAUGUCAACAUAGGUUAACUUAUAAUAAUAAAAAAUAAAACUCUGAUAUGAAAGUUAGUUCCAUCAUAGCAAAAAGAUAACCAUACACAUCACAAGGAAUAAAAUGGUCCUUUAGAAGAGUUAAAGUUUCCUUAAGGAAAUCUACCAAGAACAGAUUGGAGUUAACAGUAUUCCAGUAGCCUGUGUGUCACACUUGAAGGUGCUGGUUCACUAGUUGUUUUAGGUUGUAAAGAUUAUCUGCUGGUUUUGCUGAUGUUUUUUACUGACAAAGCACUACCUUAUAGGAGCUUGAUAGCCACAGUUGGAUGUUCCUUGGAGUGAUGUAGCUUGUACUCAAUCUGGACUAGACUCUAUUUCUAUCUUGAAUUAUCUUUUGAAUUUGCCAACCUCAAAUGCCUAAUGUUAUCAUUCGGGCUGACAGCAAGCCCUUUGCCCACCUCCCCACAGUUUCGAUCCACUACCAUGCUCACACCAACUUCCUUUAACUGUGGUUGUUGCUGCUGAAGCUGGCUGUUACUGUCUCCCAUUCCCCCUUUCUCCCCAGCCUUCCAGGAGAAACAGCUGUUUGGCUUCUCACUCUGCUAUGAAAAAAUAGUGGCCCUUAACUUAAAUCCUAAAUCAUAGCCUAAAAAAAGAAGACAACAGAGACGGGAAGUUUCACAGAUCAGGGGAAAGGGAAGGUGCAUGUUAGUCAAUGUUAGUCUCAAAAAUAAGAUAGUACAGGAACCAAAAUUGCCUAAUUUAACUUGACUCUUAGUUCAAUUGUACUGUACUAAAAGGCAUUUAAAAACCCAUCUGUGUCCAUUCUACACAAAGCAAAUAUGUUAUUGAUUUUUCUCAUUCCUAGUUACACUGAUUGAUAGAAUAGUGAAGUGCUCGGUGGGUGCGGAACGGGAGGCUUUUCCAAGCCCCUUUACUUAAACAUGUCAUGUGAUACUGCCCUUUUGGAAUGCUGUGCUGCACGUACAGUAAUUGUAUAAGGUUAAUCAGUAUGUGAGAUUCUUGGUGCUUACUUAGGAAGUCUUUGGGAUUAUUGGGGAAAUACAUUUAAUGCCUGCUCCUUAGUAAUACAUUUUUGUGUUAUACUUAAUUUAUUCAAGUUAGCCACUUUCAGUUUAGUGUAUUGAGUGUUAUAAUUUAUUAGUUAUAUACCAGGUGUUAAUAAGUGGGAUGUGUGUUUAUUUCUGAGCUAACGGUAAAAUUUGUCAUGUUGAUAUAUCUUUCACUGGAAGUGAAUGGUGGACAGGAAGUAAUUUUCAACUUAAGGUUUGGAUAUGAAACUGACUUUACUGUAUGGAUUGCAAGUGUGACAUAAUAACUGUUAAUAAUGUUACUAAGCGAUUGGAAAAUGCAGAUGAGGGAGGUCGACAUGAUUCCAUCUCUCUGAGAUGGCUGCAGCUGAUGCGGUAGUUCCACCCACCUGUCUAUUUUCUAGUGAGUUCUCUAGUGUUGCUGGAUGUAGGGGGAUGAAGGAAGGAGCUCCUAUUCUACUCGGCUAGUUCUCCGUCUCUCGCCUCUCCCUGUCUUCUGCAUUAUCUACGUGUAUAUACAUAUAUGUAUGUGUUUAUAAUGGGUAUCUGAACAUUGAAAUAAAAUGAAAUCAAGCCA
Messenger RNA from Mastomys coucha (southern multimammate mouse), 6355 nucleotides. RefSeq names its product microtubule associated protein 9 (gene Map9). Gene Ontology annotation, biological process: regulation of mitotic cytokinesis; mitotic cytokinesis; mitotic spindle assembly. Gene Ontology annotation, cellular component: astral microtubule. NCBI's taxonomy places the organism in Eukaryota, Metazoa, Chordata, Mammalia, Rodentia, Muridae. Gene Ontology annotation, molecular function: microtubule binding. Bases 366 to 2309 code for a protein of 647 amino acids. The record is from RefSeq and is a predicted model, not a curated record. The transcript is spliced from 14 exons.